This is a messenger RNA of Laetiporus sulphureus 93-53, 3214 nucleotides long. RefSeq lists its product as uncharacterized. NCBI's taxonomy places the organism in Eukaryota, Fungi, Basidiomycota, Agaricomycetes, Polyporales, Laetiporaceae. The record is from RefSeq and is a predicted model, not a curated record. Gene Ontology annotation, molecular function: protein dimerization activity. The transcript has 4 exons. The coding region runs from base 8 to 3187 and encodes 1059 amino acids.
AGAACCCAUGUCCUCCCCGUCUUCGGCGGCCAGCUCAUCGACGAGCUCGAUGAGCGCGCCAUCCCCCACCGCCGACCACUCUCAGCUCACUCCCGAAGAGUCCCUCAACCUCCUCCUCCAGACCAUCUCCCAGCACAAUCUCUCCCAAAACGCCAAUCCGAAUCCGGACAAGGCCCAGCCCACCGAACCUAUUGACUGGGAACAGCUUUCUGCGUGGAGCAGGAACGAGGCCAAGAUGCCAGACUUCUCCGAUUUUAACUUCGAGUUGCCUAUGGAUCUUGACUUUGACUCUAACAUGGCUGUCGAUCCGAGUGCGUUGCACUUCAAUUCUAUCUUCGACAAUGCGGCUAUGUCGUUGCCCACGGACAGCAGCUUCUUCCUGCCUGCGACGAACCCGCCUCCCGAGCUCUUGUAUCCUGCCACGGAUGAUUUCAGCUGGAUGACCCAGUCGCAUGUUCAACCACAGACUGGAAGACGGCUCAGCGUCACCUCGUCCUCGUCGUCCUCUGGCGCGUCGCUCUCGCCGGUUUCGGACAACGCGUCCGUCAGUAGCUCGCCUCCGAGCGACAGCUAUCUGAGCGACCCCGCGCAAGAGCUCGCCCAGAAAGUGCGUCAGAUGGCAGGCGUCAUGCUUGCAGUGCCUGUCAGCGCACAGGUACAGCAGAUGGCUGCCGCUGGCGGACAAGCGAAGCUUCCGAUCCCCCGUCUUCCUCGGCCUAAUACCGUGCCCAGCAAGCAGAGUUCACCAAAGAGCUCUCCCGAUCCGGAGUCCGCUUCAUCAUCUACGGCGCCUUCGCCCAAGAGCGAGUCGCCCGCGGAGAGUGCCGUGCCUCCGCCUGUGCAAUCAGUGAUUGGGCGUCCCAAGACGAGCCAUACCACGAUCGAGCGGAGGUAUCGCACGAAUCUGAAUGCGCGCAUUACCGGAUUGAAGCAGGCUGUGCCGGCGCUCCGCGUGCUAGAGGCCAAGGUGAACGGCCAGGAGAAUCCAUACAAUGAUGUCGUCGACUCGCGUGGAUUCGUUGAUGGCGUGAAGGUUGCCCGCAAGAUGAGCAAGGCGAAUGUGCUCGGGAAGGCAGCAGAGUAUAUCAGGGUACUCAAGAAGCGCGAGACACGUCUCAAACGCGAGCAGGAUGGCCUCAAGUCGCUCAUCGCCGGGCUCGUCGGGGGACCGGCGCUGCUCAAAGAGUGGGAACGCGAGUGGAGGGAGCGAUUCGGCGGAGAGGAGAGGGAUGAGAUCGAAGAUGAGAGCGCAGGUGCGGCGAGUGAUGAUGAGGAUGGUGAUGGUGACGACAGCGAAGGAGAGGACGGCGAGGAGGGUAGGGCGCGCAAGAAGCCCAAGGUCGCAAAAGUCGCAAAGAAAGACAAGCCACCUCGCCCUGCACCACAACCACAGUUGGCAGUUUCCACUGUUCCUGGUGCUGUACCAGAGAAGCGUAAGCGUGGCAGGCCACGCAAGGUCCCGUUGCCCCCUGCGGUCGCUCAAGCGCCGGCUUUGACGGCGGCGGCGACGCCCGUGGCUGCGACACAGAAUGCAGCUCCGAUCUUCCCUGUUGACGCGCAGAUGCCAGAUACGUUCGUCCAGACUUCGUCGGACAGUCAGACACAGCAAACACCUGCCCAACAGUACCUACUUGCGGCGUUUGCAUUCUUCUCGGUGUUCAACUCUCCAUUGGCAUCAUCUCGCCCUCAUGCACAUCCGGCACACGAACAUCAUGGCACGGUGCUGACGCCUCAGGUGCGACCGCAGGCGGAGGUCCCCAUCUAUCUGACUACCUCGUCCGCAAGUGGCCUUGGGCUGCAUGAACUCGUGCAAGCAGCACAUCUUCUUGUGUCAACGCUCGUCUUCCUGUACGUGAUCCUGCCUUGGAUCUCGAGCACCCUCAAGCGUGCACCGACACUCGGGUCGUACGUCGCGCGCCUCAGAACGUCGUGCACCACUGCGGAGACCUCUGCGACAUUCGCGAACAACGUGCAUGUGUCCAAGGCGAGGAGUCAGCAGCGCGCUGCGUUGAUGGAGGCGUUCCUGGAUGCGCUAGACCCGUCCAGGAGAGGCUCAGCAGACGAGACCGCGCGGCUGCGCAGAGCUUUGGGCGUGACCGAUGGGAUUGUCGGGCUGAUGCAGGGCGUCAUCAAAGCGGGAAGAGUGGACCGGGGCAUUGAGCUGAACCAGCUUGAACAACGCGCUUGGGUCAGAUUGGGCGAACUUGUCGCUUUCAACGACAAGGUCGGCAAGGCCACUCGGCUUCAAAUGUACUGGUGCAUGUCAUGGCACAUAUCCACCUUUGCCGCUUCGACAACGGACCUAUCAACGCUUGCACUCAUCAUGCGUCCCGUGUCGUCGUCGAAGGCUGCGACACUGUGGGAGGCAGCUCGCAAGCGCGAGUUCCUCCGCCCCUACGAGAAGAUCGUGUUGGACAAUAUGAGCGUGGACGUCGCGGCUGACUGGCUUGCGAAAUGGCAACGCUGGCACGAGACGGAGCGCAAGGGCCGCUGUGCAGCUUGCGAGAAGCGCACACCGCUUGGUGUCCUUGCGGCGAUCCUCAUCCGGGAGCGCCUACGCAAGCACGCUGCUUCGCUGUUCGUGCGUACCGUUGUACGGAACGAUCCUCGGGCGUGCGUAGCGGACGAGUGUGUGAGCGAGUGCGAGGGCUACGUCUACGAUGCCGAGAAGGAUUACCGCGAGGAGCAGGAGCGUAAAGAGACCGUCCAGGCGGGCAAGUCGAUCGGCGGACGUACGGCUGAACUUGCGCUUCUCCUCGAGCGCAUCUGGGACACGGGUUUCUGCACGCAUGAGGAUGUGCUCCCACCGCCGAGGCGCACAAGUGAGAAUCCGGACGAGCAUGCGGAUUGCGAGGAUGCACAUGACCUUGCGAGCACGGAUGAGGCGGAGAUCCGGUCGCUGCUGAGUGCGACGAUGAUCUACCGUCGGAUAUUCCCGUCGUCGUUCCCUGCCUGCUCGACAUCAGUGCCAUUCAUCCUCUCGCCGCCACCAUCUCCCUCUCAGCGGAAUGCUGCCUUGCAUAUGGCGCUCAGGAGUGCGUUGGCAUCGCCUGCAUUCGAAUUUGGAAGCGGUGGUCGGCUGGAGGACGAGGAUUUGUCUGUUGCGCUGGAGGGAUCUCGGGACCGUGUGACUGAUAUGCUGGUGGAGUUGGAGCAGUCGUGUAGGAGAGUUUCGACGAGAUAUUAAACAGCUGUGGUCCGGUCUAUAUUACAG